Molecule: messenger RNA, 984 nt
Organism: Plasmopara halstedii
Lineage: Eukaryota; Oomycota; Peronosporomycetes; Peronosporales; Peronosporaceae
Product: replication factor c subunit 2
Exons: 1
Coding region: 1-984 (327 amino acids)
Biological process (GO): DNA repair; DNA-templated DNA replication
Cellular component (GO): DNA replication factor C complex; nucleus
Molecular function (GO): DNA binding; DNA clamp loader activity; ATP hydrolysis activity
Source: RefSeq, a predicted model, not a curated record
AUGGCCGACGAUUUCGAGGCGCCGUGGGUUGAAAAGUACCGACCGCGCCUUCUAGCGGACGUCGUGGGCAAUCGCGAUACAAUCGCAAGUUUGCAGGCUAUGGCAAAGAUGGGAAACAUGACAAAUUUGAUCCUCGCUGGCCCACCAGGAACUGGAAAGACCACAAGUAUUUUGUGUCUAGCACGCGAGUUACUCGGUACUAGCGUAAAGCAGGCGGUACUAGAGCUUAAUGCAUCAGAUGAUCGUGGUAUCGACACGGUUCGUAGCAAGAUUAAGAUGUUUGCACAACAAAAAGUGACGCUACCUCCUGGCCGCCAUAAGAUUGUCAUUCUGGAUGAGGCCGACUCUAUGACCGCCGCAGCUCAGCAAGCAUUACGUCGUACCAUGGAGAUCUUUUCGGCUACAACUCGAUUCGCACUGGCUUGCAACAAUUCAACAAAAGUUAUUGAACCUAUUCAGAGUCGUUGCGCUAUAUUGCGUUUCACACGGCUACCGGACGAGAUGCUCCUACGUCGUCUACUGACUGUAUGUCAACAGGAGAAUGUUGGCUACAAUGAGGAAGGACUUGCUGCACUCAUUUUUACAGCAGAAGGUGACAUGCGCAAUGCGCUUAAUAAUUUACAGGCUACAGCAAGUGGAUUUAAUUUUAUCAGUGAUGAAAACGUGUUUAAAGUUUGCGACCAACCUCAUCCAGCUGUUGUACGUGAGAUCUUAAAUCAUUGUGCUGCUGGAGAGAUUGAUGGAGCUGAGAAGCAGGCAAUUGCAUUAUGGAAAAGUGGUUAUUCGUCGUUAGAUAUCAUUGGAACAAUUUUCAGAGUAUGCAAGGCGCUGCCAAUGGAGGACGAGAAAUUGAAAUUGGAAUUUAUUAAGCGUAUUGGCACCACUCACAUGUGCAUUGCUGACGGAGUGUCAUCUCUACUGCAAAUCCAUGGACUUGUGGCUCGGCUGUGCUCUGUCGCAUUGGCUUUAAAGACAAAACCUUGA